Messenger RNA from Necator americanus (New World hookworm), 237 nucleotides. RefSeq lists its product as uncharacterized. The record is from RefSeq and is a predicted model, not a curated record. The coding region runs from base 1 to 237 and encodes 78 amino acids. Lineage: Eukaryota; Metazoa; Nematoda; Chromadorea; Rhabditida; Ancylostomatidae. The transcript has a single exon.
AUGGAAAGGAACAUCUGCUAUCGACAACGAAGGAGAAAAGAAGUCGUCUACGACGAUUGCGUACUUGAGAACUCUUUGUCCCAAGGUGACUGGCACAUCGAGGAGGACCCAAACGUGAACUACGAGAUGCUGCUCAGAGGAUUACGAGUCUGUGUUGAGCGUGCCUCGAAGCCGCGCACGACAAACUUGGAUCGAAUUUUAAAGACCACCAAGGAAUUGUUGGAAGAAGGGCUUUGA